AUGAGCCACCUGUUUCUGACAGUGAUGAUGAUCCUCUGCUCGCUGCUGCACCGGGGCCAACCGCUCAGCAAGCGCACGGAGGUCCUGGCCGCGUUACGGCAGGCACGAACGAUCUGGAUGCGACGUAGUACGUCCUCCCGAGAGGCGAAGCGCGCGACGGAGAUCGCCAGCCUCACCCUUGCGCGUGCCGGGGACGGAAAAGGGAACGGGAGUCAUGCGGUCGAGGAGGAUGCGGUGGAUGGAGGCCAGCAGAACAUGGCGAUCCACGGCGCUUCCACCAUUACCAGCAGUGACUAUACGACCGGGUUGGGGGUGACAAACCGGUCGCAACCCGUGGAUUUUAAUGGAUGUCUCCAUACCCUGGCUGGCUUUGCACGACAGGCCCAUUGA
Molecule: messenger RNA, 390 nt
Organism: Aspergillus clavatus NRRL 1
Lineage: Eukaryota; Fungi; Ascomycota; Eurotiomycetes; Eurotiales; Aspergillaceae
Exons: 2
Coding region: 1-390 (129 amino acids)
Source: RefSeq, a predicted model, not a curated record